CCCACAGCCUCGGCCAGGAUGCCCGUUGCCAGGAGCUGGGUGUGCCGGAAGACCUAUGUCACCCCCCGGCGCCCCUUCGAGAAAUCCCGUCUCGACCAGGAGCUGAAGCUCAUUGGCGAGUACGGGCUGCGGAACAAACGCGAGGUUUGGCGGGUGAAGUUCACCCUGGCCAAGAUCCGCAAGGCGGCCCGUGAGCUGCUCACGCUGGACGAGAAAGACCCUAAGCGCCUCUUUGAAGGCAACGCCCUGCUGCGACGGCUGGUGCGCAUCGGGGUGCUGGACGAGGGCAAGAUGAAGUUGGAUUAUAUCCUGGGCCUCAAGAUCGAGGAUUUUCUGGAGCGGCGCCUCCAGACCCAGGUCUUCAAGCUGGGCCUGGCCAAGUCCAUCCACCACGCCCGGGUGCUGAUCCGCCAGAGACACAUCCGUGUGCGGAAGCAGGUCGUGAACAUCCCGUCCUUCAUUGUGCGCCUGGACUCGCAGAAGCACAUCGACUUCUCGCUGCGCUCGCCCUACGGGGGCGGCCGACCUGGCCGCGUCAAGAGGAAGAACGCCAAGAAGGGGCAGGGCGGUGCCGGCGGGGCGGAUGAGGAAGAGGAGGAUUAAAGGCCUGGCAGCCCCCUGCUGGGCAGCCUGCACUGCUGUAUCUCUCAAUAAACCGGUUUGGAGUGGA
Messenger RNA from Chrysemys picta bellii (western painted turtle), 670 nucleotides. RefSeq names its product ribosomal protein S9 (gene RPS9). Gene Ontology annotation, biological process: translation; ribosomal small subunit biogenesis. Gene Ontology annotation, molecular function: rRNA binding; structural constituent of ribosome. The record is from RefSeq and is a predicted model, not a curated record. NCBI's taxonomy places the organism in Eukaryota, Metazoa, Chordata, Testudines, Emydidae. Gene Ontology annotation, cellular component: cytosolic small ribosomal subunit.